Molecule: messenger RNA, 4149 nt
Organism: Physcomitrium patens
Lineage: Eukaryota; Viridiplantae; Streptophyta; Bryopsida; Funariales; Funariaceae
Product: growth-regulating factor 4
Biological process (GO): DNA-templated transcription; regulation of DNA-templated transcription; developmental process
Cellular component (GO): nucleus
Molecular function (GO): ATP binding
Source: RefSeq, a predicted model, not a curated record
ACUGGCGCGGAGUGGAUCUAGGUCGGGUGUAGAUGGCCAUGAGGCGGGGAGGGCCACUGGGAAGGCGAGCCUACAAAGGGGAAGGCAGCGAAGGCCGGCGUCCAAGGGGAAAAAUUCCAUUUUCUGUUCUUACACUGGCAGCUGAGAGAAGCACGGAGGCGGCAGCGCAGAGAUUUGUUGAUGGAGCCUUAACAUCAACGCCACUGUGCGAGGCCUGGUCUGCAGAGAGAGAGAGAGAGAGAGAGUAAGAGAGAGUGUGUGUGUGUGAGAGACUGAGUGAGUAAGAGAGAGUGUGUGUGUGUGAGAGACUGCGUGAGUAAGAGUGUGUGUGUCUUUGUGUGUGGGGGAGAGUGCGAGAGGGAGAGAGAGUGUGAGUGAGUGAGGGAUAUCUAGAGAGUAGUAGUAGCAGGAGAAAGAGGUUGGCUGGCUGGGUGAGAGAGAGAGGGAGGGAGUGGGAAAGAGGUGGGGACGCCGAAGGUGCCAUGCGCUCUGUCUGUCCCCUCCACACUGCCUGGGCUGGUUGUGCGGCAGUGUUCGCAGGAGUCGUCGUCGCCAACGGAGACACAGCCAAUUUGCAAGUGAUUGCAUAGGUGUAUUCGCGAGUGUGUCAGGACACUAUCGAGUUGAUCAGAUGGUGAAACGUCACACAGCUUUCCCGUCUGCUUGCCUUUAAUACUGAAACGCAGGCGCACACCCCUCUCGCAACCGCGAAGCCGCGUGGCAAAUCCUUAGGCUGGUUCGUGAUUUCGGCAGGCAGUCACUAGUACUCUACAUGUGUGAGUGUCGUGUGUUUGUGCUCUUCGUCGGGGAUUACAGGGCAGCUGAACUUAGAAAACAGUGAACUUGGACAAAGGUUUAGCAGUAGCCGCAGGUUGGAAAAAAAAACAGUAACCAGGUCAGUUGGACAAAUGAGGUCAUUGUGAUUGUGGUGCGAGUGUUCCAGCUGGAUAGAUUGGGAGAGGCUGGAUCAGGAAACCGUUGGAAAGAGGGUGAAGAAGUAGUGGCAACUACCCAUACUCUGCUACACAAGCCGAGUUUCACCACCUUUGAGUGCAAUGGGCUUCGUGCUCGGCUCUGUAGUUGACACCACUCACUUGGAAUCACGGAGUACUUGCCCUCAAGGUUGAUGUCGGAGCUGGGUGGUCCGUCGAGCCGAUUGCCUGUCAAUGCACACUAUGAGCUCACCCAACUCGCCAGGGUCGCUAUCACCCAACAACCACCGGAGUAGUUUGAAGCACUGCCGAUCAGCCUCCGAUAUGGACUUGGAAGAUAGACGCGGCGGUGGUCCUCUCAAGGUGUCGCGAACUGAUUCCUUUCAUCGCCAGUCCGACCUUAAGAUGCACAUGAACGGGAGCCCCAGCGGUACCAUGGUUCUUAGUAGUAGUAUGGUCUCAGACGGCAGGUUGGGUUGCUCACCUACCAACUCUUGCGCUUCCGAUGGAUCGCUUCUGGGAAACGACCAGGGGAAUGUGGUCUCCGACGCCAGGCUUCUCAGACAAGACUCGCUGGUUGCGGCGUCUGGCUACUCUGGAGGUCAGGGCGGCGGAAGGCCGCUUUCCUAUCACCACCUGCAGUCAUCUUCAUACCACUAUAAGCCUUCGGGUGGUGGUCUCUCAAUGGGAAGGGAAAGUAUGAACCACAUGGGUCAAUCUGUACACAAUCCCGUUAACAGUGCCCGUGCCCCGUUCACUACCAGCCAGUGGGCAGAAUUGGAGCAUCAGGCACUCAUCUUUAAAUACAUGAUGGCAGGUGUUAACGUUCCGCAGGAGCUUCUAAAUCCCAUUCGCAAGAGUGUUGCCACAAUGAACGGACUUGCCAGCCACCAUACUGCUAAUUUGGGAUGGGGAGCUUUUCACUUGGGGGUCCCUAACAACACCGAUCCAGAGCCGGGCCGUUGCCGGAGAACUGAUGGGAAGAAGUGGAGAUGCGCCCGGGACGUCGUCCCUGAUCAGAAAUACUGCGAACGUCAUAUGCACCGUGGCCGUCACCGUUCUCGCAGGCCAGCGGAAGGUCAGACGUCGUCUGCCUCACAGUCUGGCUCUGUGGCCUCCUCUGCGCCCCAACCGGCAAUUGCCGUCGGCGCCUCCCGCACUUCAACGCCCACUCCGGGCACCAGCUUGACUCACAGCAACCUGAGGCCGGCGAUACUAACCGGAAACUCGCAAUCUACUUCUAACCUAGGCGGCGGUGGAAUGGGUUACAACAGCCCUGGUGGCUCCGGAGGCUUGUCUGGUGGUUCUUCGCCGGCGGCAUCACCCGCUCAGUUCCAGCUUCCGGUCCUUUCAUCUGCUACUGGCUCCUCAGGUCUGACCAGCAAAGACUAUAGACUCAGGUACAUGAACGGGAUGGCUGUGAAGUCCGAGAUGGGCAUGGGUCCGGAACAGGUACUCUUCUCAGAGGCGUCUGGGAGCACUCGGGGGCUCAGCCAGGAAGCGCAAUCGCUGAGCAAUUUAUCCAGGUUGAAUACCCCAAUGAACAAAGCCUGGCAGACAAUGACUUCAUCCAAAGUAUUACCGGCCGCUCAGUCCAAGGGGAGCGGCAGCAGCUCUCUACUGAGCUUUAGCAGUCCUCAGAUGGGAGGACUCCUGGGACAAGAAUUCGGCUUGAUGCCGGAGACUAGCCAGGUCAAUCUAGCAGCGAUGGCAGCUUCUCAACAGCAGCAUUCAUUUCUGAGCAAUGGCUAUGGUGGGGUGGAGUCGACCAGCGUCGGGCGGGAAUCGAGUGAGGGUCAGCCCUUACGGCACUUCUUCGAUGACUGGCCGCGCUCAAGAGAUCCGAGCGCUUUGGCAUGGGGUUCGGACGUGGAGGACUCAGACCGCACCACCAGCGCCGGUCGAGGGGGCCAGAGCAAUCGUGCGAGCAACAACACGCAGUUGUCGAUCUCAAUCCCCAUGACUGCUGCACCGUCGGGUGAUUUCAACUCGCAGAGCAGCGGCGGCAGCCCAUCCCGAGGCAAGUUAUCUCUCUCACCCUUGAAGUUCUCGAUUUCCAGGGCGGGGGAUGCCUCAUCUGACAUGGGGCUCGACGUUGAAAACCUUCGGGUCGAGCGCCACCAUGACUGGCACCGGCACACUACUGCUUGGGAUUCCAUGUCAUGGGAACCCAUCUCUGUCGGUGGACCUCUGGCAGAGGUUCUGCAGUUGGGUAGUACUACUCAGUGUGGCGGUGGCGGUGGCGGUGUCGAUGGUUCUGGUCCCAACCUCCUUGCCGAUGAAUGGCUUGACCUCCACCAGAAAAAGUCAGCAUCCCCUGUUCAGAUUCCAUCGCCUGACCGUGUUGCUUCACCAGUCGACGUCCUCCAGAUAUCCACUUUUGCUUCGCAUUCUGAUUCUAGUAAUAGUAAUAGUGGCGCCAGCAGUCCAAGUGGGGCUCUUCCUUUUGAUCCAGCGUCUACUAUCUCUGAAUUUGCGACCGUGAUCAGGAUGAGUCUCAGUUCGAGUUCGUCACAAAAUGAGAGUCGGUGAAGCCUACCUGUUGACAUGCAGUGGGUGAGAGGCUUUGGGCGGCCGCCUCAGUUUUCCUUUGAUUUGAUCAUCUUCUGCGCUAGGGUCUAUAUGCCAUAUGAGAACCCCCCAGAUGAUACAUCGAGGCAACCUUGUGUUCCAGGGAGAAUAUUCUCUUGGUUGCGAUUUACAGCACUAUCGGGACUUUGGUACACCACGAUCAAAGCCUGAGCCGAGAUCAAGAUCUUUGUCCCGCUGGGUCGUUGAUCCAAAUUUUGAGCACUUGUGCAUGCUUUGCCAGCUGCACCAACCCCUUUGCUUCCGCGCCAUACGAUUAGUUCAUGUCUUCUAUAUUCGCAGGCAGCUUCUUCCCACUCUAAUUUAUAUGUUGCCUACUUGGCUCUGUAUGCGGCGUUUUCACCAGAAUUAUGCUCAUCGUCUUCUCUCUCAGCUGGCAGUCGGGUUAUGAUGGACGUUUACCCCUUCCCUCCCCGAAGUGGACGGCAGCAUCGUCACGUCUUGGAGUGGCAGUCACCAGUGGUUGGACCAUGUGGCCCGGUGCAAUGCCUUGAAGGGCAAGUUGUAUACUACAUCCGACCAGCAUGGCGUCACUUUGCAAGCUCAUCUGUACUAUGACUGCUCUUUGACAAGACAUUUUUGAGAAAUCCUUAAUCCUAUCCUCUUUCGUAUAGAGGGCUCUCGUUCA